GAAAAGAAAAUUGAUGACAUCGCAAAAGGUAUUGACGGUAUCAAGCUGAUACUACAGAGUCUGGAUCCGGCACAGAUUCCAAAAUCAGCCCUGAAUGCUGUUACUGGAAAUGCUCCUGAAAGUUCGGCUCCGCCUCUAAUAACGCGAGACACCAUCGCCACCAAUGUGUCCUCAUUCGACCACUCAGCCCAUGUCAUUGACCUUCUGAAGUCAGUUUUAGAAGAUGGGACAGUCACUUCGAAUGGAUCAAGCCCGGAGACGUCUGAAGUCGUCUCAUCCUUGACUGAUCUCACACGUACGCUGGAAGAUCCUCCGUCAGGUGGAAACCAUCGUUCAGGAGGCAGAACAGUUGCCAAAGGAGGGCACAUUGAUGAUGAUCAGAUGCCGCCUAUCAGAGAUGUCCUCGAGAUUUUGCGUUGGGUCAGAGCGCGUGAACAUUUCUUUCGCAUUGCUCGAAUAUCACGAGUGCUUCCGACAGAGUACUUUGCAGAAAUAUGCAGAAAGAUGUAUUUUGCGAUCGACGCCUAUACUGAGAUUGACUUCGUCUUGGCCAACGGCUAUCUUGCCUACAUAUUUGCCGAGCAUCUUAUCACUACCGGACUCAACGACUACAGGGAGCACUGGCUGAUGUGCCGCAAGAACCUCCAUGACGCGGUCGCAAGACUCCCACUCUUACUGCCAGCAUCUAUGGAUGCGGUUGCUGCAUUAACAGUAGCAGCCUAUGACGCUAUGGAGAAUGCCAAAGCAACGGUAGCUUGGUCUCUCAUCUCAUCCGCCGCAAGUCUGUGCCAGACGCUGGGAUACAAUCGGCCUAGCCCACGAAGGAGAGCUCGCAACGGGUCAAUUGCGUCGACUGACACUCAAGAGAGUCUCUUCUGGUCUGUGUACUCGCUCGACAAGGGGUUGUCUUUGCAGCUCGAUCGGGCUCCCAACAUUCGUGAUGUCGAUAUAUCAAUCUCAUUUAACCCAGACAGCCAGCCGAGGAGUAUCAGAUUGGCCAGGAUUCAAGGCAAGACAUAUGAACAACUUUACAGCCCACAGGGCUUAUCGCGGCCCGUCCUCGAGAGGGGGCACGACGCCGAGGUGCUCGCCACACAACUGCGGGAGAUGAUACGAGACGUUCAUGUGGAUAUGGAGAAUGCCAACAACAGCGACCCGGUUGCGGAUGAAGACCCUUUGCGUGUCUUGUAUUUGCAGUGCCAUUUGGUCUGUCAUACAUCGCUCCUCACGCUAAUCCUCAGAGCGAUACCCUCGGUUGGAAGCUCUCCAAGCGGCGCGUCCGAUGAAUGCGUUGCAGUUGCUCGGCUCGCCCUCGAGAUCCACCAUCAAUGCAUGACGAGCAUCCGCAAUUGCAAGAGUGAUCCUCAAAUUGUGAAUAAGUACAUUAGUUGGGCUAUUCUGAAUAUGCCAUUCGUGUCAUUCAGUGUCUUGUUUCUCCAUGCGGUGCGGACCGCCGAUGACGCAGAUCUUGCCGUUCUUGAUCGGUUUGCCAGGUCGCUGCAGCCGGAGGAUCAAGCUUCUGAUUGCUCAACUCAUCCACACCGGAUCUACGAACUCCUCUGCAGGGCUGCACGCCUUCAUAUUGAGUCAAAGACGGGCGGGUUGGAUAGUAGCAUGAAUCAACAUCCACUUGAGUCUCUGCUUGAUAUCGACGUUCCCGACGCUCGCAGUCUUGAGACAACACGGCAUGGCAAUGAGAUUUUCGAAACGGACGGGUCUGGGUUGGGCAAUUGGUACCGUGAGCAGCAGCACUUUCUGGGUCUUCUGAACGAGAACGCAUUUCAAUGA
Molecule: messenger RNA, 1788 nt
Organism: Colletotrichum gloeosporioides
Lineage: Eukaryota; Fungi; Ascomycota; Sordariomycetes; Glomerellales; Glomerellaceae
Exons: 5
Biological process (GO): DNA-templated transcription
Molecular function (GO): zinc ion binding; DNA binding
Source: RefSeq, a predicted model, not a curated record